Callorhinchus milii (elephant shark) is the source of this 1121-nucleotide messenger RNA. Its product is annotated as immunoglobulin lambda-1 light chain-like. The record is from RefSeq and is a predicted model, not a curated record. Bases 86 to 799 code for a protein of 237 amino acids. NCBI's taxonomy places the organism in Eukaryota, Metazoa, Chordata, Chondrichthyes, Chimaeriformes, Callorhinchidae. The transcript has 3 exons.
UUAAGGAGAAGUUUAGAACGAAGCAGAAAAGUGGAUUUUGUCUGGAAAAUUCCUCAUCUCUCUGAUCUUCAUCAAACUGUUCACAAUGGGCAAUUGGCUCCGAUUUCUAGCCGCUUUGCUCCUGUGUCUACAUGGCACAACCGGAGCUGUUACCCUGACUCAGCCUUCGUCCAUCUCAUCCUCCCCGGGAAACACCGUCAAGAUCACCUGUACCAUGUCCGGAGGCAGCAUCGGCAGCUAUUACACGAGUUGGUACCAGCAGAAGCCUGACGGCGCCCCUCUGUUUGUUUGGUAUGAGGGCUCCACCAGAGGUCCGGGUAUUCCUGAUCGAUUCACUGGUUCUGUGGACUCAUCGAGCAACGCCAUGCAUUUAACCAUCAGCGGUGUGCAACCGGAGGACGCCGCCGAUUAUUACUGUUUUGCCGGUGUCAGUGGGGUGUACCAGUUCGGUAAAGGGACGAAGCUGAGUUUGAAAAACUCACAGGGCCCUUCGGUGACUGUCCUUCCGCCUUCACCAGAUCAAAUCACAGCAAAGAGCAAGGCGACCCUGGUGUGUCUGGUGAAUGAUUUUAUCCCGGGAGCUGUGGAGGUCGAGUGGACUGUGGAUGGCGGUACCAGAAGUGAAGGUGUUGAAACGAGUGCGAUCAAACAGCAGGCGGACAACACGUACAGUGUGAGCAGUUAUCUGACUCUGCCAACCUCCGAGUGGGAGUCACACGACCUGUAUUCCUGUGUGGUCAAACACGAGAGUCUGACGAUUCCGCUCGAAAAAAGCAUCGCCAGAUCCAGUUGUACCUAAAUCAGGAAUGUGGAGCACUAAUCGAAUAUCUACCUUUAAUAAUAAUACUUGUGAUUGUAGUAUUUUGGAAUUUAAGUUAAUUUUACGAGACAUGUCGAAAUUGAGAAACAAAUUCGCUUUGUAAACACUUUUGGUAAAUUUCCCAACCAAAGACUUAAAUGUUUCAAGUAUUGCAAUAAAUCCGGCAAGAUCAAUAUUUGUCAGUUUGCUGGACUUGAAUGGUUGUAUCCUACGAUGUGUUCACGCUGCAAUGAUCAAACCCAUUGUGUAAAAUUACAGAAAUAAGAUAUAUCACAGAUUAAUAAAAUGACUCUUGCAUUGU